CAUGUGGGCGGGAAAAUGUCGCUGCGUCUCUACUUGUGUCUUUUCGGCAGCUCUGAACACACGCGGAGCAGCAGCGACGUGGAGAAAACUAGCCGCCGGAGGAGCCGAGCCCAGCAGCCGCCGGAGCAGCGCAGUAACCCGGGCGGAGCUAUACUCAGUCUACGGUCAGGAACUAGGGGCAGAAACUGGGCUGGGGUCAGAUACAGAAGAAUGAGACAGCCCUCUCAUCGGAGGGGCCGAAAACAUGAACGGGGCCGUGUACAUUUCGUUUUUCCAGGGACAACUGGAGUCUGUUCUGGAGCAGGUCGUUCAGCUCGCCGUCCAGGAAAUAAGCAAGUCGGUGGGCUCCAGCCUAAACGCCCUACUGCUGGAGACAGCCGCGAAAGAGAAGGAAAACCAUCGGCUCCGACUACAGCUACAGGCACGGGAGAACAGCGGACGAGCCUCUUCGGACGACGGAGGCUCUGCGGUGGUUUGCAAAAACAGGGCUGCUGACGGGCGAGGGGACGUCGGCAGGACAAAGCCUGAGCAGCAGCCACGCGGUCUCGGAGCGCAGAGCAGCGAACCCACGUUCCCCAUCGACACCCGCCGCCUGGAGCAGAGAGGAAGAGCCGUGGAUCAGCUGAAAUCCGUAAUGGAGCAGGUUCUGAACUUUGCUGUGCGUGAGCUGACAAAGAUUGUGGAGGCGUCAUUUGAUGACCUCCUGCUGGAAAUCACUAAGAUGGAGAAGGAGCACAAGGUGCUGGAGGAGCGGAUGGGGAGGAGCAAUGAUCGAGGGGGAGGAGACAAGGGAAAAGGGGGAGGAGGGAGAAGGAGGGGCUCCGAGAACGAUUCAGUAUCGCCAAGUGGAUCUGAGGAUACUCGAGAGGAGCUGGCCGAGGAGUCCAAAGACACUGCGCCCACAGGAGACCCAAAGCAAACCCCCAUCCUCUCUGUCACUCAGGACUGGGUUCCCAUUCUGGACAAAGUCUUUGGUCAGAAGUGGUGCAGUGAUGUCUGGCAGAUAAACAAGCCGAGCGAAGGAGGUGGCAGCAGCAGCAGCAGCGGUGGUGGUGGUGGUAGUGGGCGGAGCCUGAAUGAAGGAGGGGUACACCACUCUGACCUUGUGUCUGCCCCCUCAAUGAUCAUGCAGCCCUCCCCCUCCUCUCCCCAGCAGGAUCCACGCUGGACUCCUUUGGAGGACAUGGAAGUGUUUUCUCCUGACAAUGAUGAUGCUGCAAACGUUCAGUCGAAUGCCACUGUGCUGCCACCUGGACCUUCACCUGGACCCCCCACCAGCCCCUCAGGUCGGCGCUCCUCUGCCUCCAUGCUUCAUCGCUUGCUCACGCUGCCGUCUCAGCUCCUUGAUGAUGAUGAUGAGGAGGCCGCUGCGAGGGACACUCUGCUCGCUCUGGCGACCAAUGGUGGCACUGAACAGCGGGAUGAGCCGGAACCUCCUGGCAGGAGCAGCAGAGAAGAGGAGGAGGAGGAGGAGGAGGAAGAGGAGGGGGAAGGGGACAAAGGGAGGAAGCAGAAGAAGCGACGCCGGGUCUGGUCUGAGUGUGAGGAGUGUGGUCGGAGGUUCAGUCGGAUGUCGCUCCUGAAAGCUCACCGUCAGACGCACGUCGCUGGAGACUCCGCCUCCGCGGACAUGUCGUCGCCCCCAUCUCCACUAGCCAGCACUGCCGCACCGCUGCGCUGCCCUGAGUGCGGCAAGAGGUUCCCCUCAAACACUCGCCUCUACAGCCACAUCCGGACUCAGCACCCAGAAAACCAGUCCUGAUCCAGGAGCACCACCCAACGGCACGCCCUCACUCUGGAAGGCCGAUAGGAUCCGUUUAUGCAACAGACGAGGUAACAAAAGUUUUCCUGCUCAGAACUGGAUCAAGAGUUCUGGUUCUCAGGUGGAAACUGGAUCUGCGCAAACAUGUGAAAGCCAAGUUCACUUACAGACCAAAUCUGUUAAUGGAUCAGAUCCCCAGGUCCAAACCUGCAGAGGUGUGUUACUGAGCUGCAGGUGUUCAUCAGUGAAAGGCUGAAGAUCAAAGCUUCUUAUUGACAGGACAGUUGUAGUCUGAAAUAAACUUCUCACAAACUUACCCAAAAUAAGGAAAACAACUUCAAAGAAUUUUGUAUCAUGAAACUAAAAAGCUCAGAAGGAUUUGUGAUUGGAUUCUGAACUGUGAGGUUUGGGGAAAAAAAUCCAACUGAAACCUAAUUUGGUCAAAAUAAAACUCCGACGUGAAGAUGUUCCUUAACAUUCGCUGGUUCCUGUCCGGUCUCAGCGUGUGAGAAAAUGUUAUAAAGAGUACAGAUACUUUGAUGGCCCUGAUCCAUCUUUCUGGGAAUGAACCAGAACCCGGAAGAGAGACGAGCUGGACCCAGAAACCUGUAGCUCCUGAUGAAGAGGUGUUCCCAUGGAGGAGAUGAAGAGAGGACCUCCUCCUUCUGCUUGUGUUAAACAGUCCAUUAGUUCUGACUCUGAUGUUUUUGCAAUAAGCUCUUUGGUUCUGUUCAACAUGGAUGGUUGUACAGGAAGUGACCUGCUUGGUUUUAGAAGUGCCCUUUUUUAUUUAUGGAACAUAUUUUUCUCAUUUCUGUUCUUUUUUGGGUCAUCAGGGUACUUUCUGGCAUCGCAUUUUCUCAAAAUGUCCGGAACCAGAACCUGGUGACAUCGUUGGUUUGGAUUUUUUUUUUCUUUUUAAUUGUCCUCCUUGUCGAUCUGCCAUUUUGGGUCAGAAAGGUCAUGCUCAUGUGAAUUCACGUUCUGACAGAUGAAUUCAACUGGAAGCUAAUUUCUGCAAGAAAAACGGGCCGAGGGUGGACUGUUCAUCAGAGCCCGAUGUUUGUGGGUCGUUGGGUUCUGAUGAAGUUUUAAUGAUUCAACCUUAAAGAGGAACAAGGUGGGAGUCUGUUUUUAUUCAAUAAUUCCAACAAAGCACAAUAGUUAAACCAACAGAUCACAAACAACCCGAGUCGCAGAAAAGUGAUGUCUGAUCCAGGUUCUCCAGCUCCAUCACCCUGCAUCAUUUAGAGGGUCCUCUGCUCCAACUCACCUGAUUUUAAUAGUAGGUGACCUGUUGAACAGACAGGGGCGUUUCUGGGGGUGUCCUGAGUGGGCCAACACAACCCCAACAGCAGGCUUAAUGAGUACUGAGUGAUAAUUUACCCCAGCAACCUGCAGCCCUUACAGUCCAACGUGCUGUUCUCCCUCCUAGCCACUGGAAUAAAAAUUUAAAGCCCUAACUGCUACAGAACCUUUUGAUAACCGACAAUAGUUUUUGCUAAAUUUCUAUGGAAGGGGAUUAGGGCCACAUAAAAUUUUCUAUUUUUCAGUUUUUCUCAGAACGCCAAGAAUAAAAUCAGGAUUUAUUUUUUUUAAUCACAUUAGUCAGAAAUCUUUUUUCCCCUCUACAUAAAAAUCAGUAAGCGAUGUGCUGACACAAUUGGAAAAAAAUGUCAUGCUGUCUCUGUUACUGAGUUUUAAAAUGAAGAAAAAAGAACAUUUGUUUAACAAAAAGUAGAUAUUUUUCCAUGGGAUGUUGAUAUUGGUGGAAAACUAACCAAAAGUUUUAGUGUCUGUCUGUUGUGGAAAUUUAAUGCAAUUAUUCAAAGAAAAAACCAAAAAGCUGCAUGUGCUGGCAUUUUAACUGUUUAAACGUGAGUUAGUUUUUUAAGCAUUCUUCAGUCAGAGUUAUUGAAGGUGUGGGACACAGAAAAUAAUAAUCCGUUUUCUGUGCAGGAUCGGCUCGGGGUCCUUCGACUGCCGAUGACAUCAAAGUAGUUGAUUGGCUGAACAUGAAGCUUACGGAAGUUACGUUGUCAUGUUAUGAUUUUGAUUGGUCAGAACAAGUUUGCGGUCGUAGUCUUAGCGGUUGUAGUCCUGUAGUCCAAAAAUCAACACUUACUGGAGAAAAUAUGUUUGAAUUUCUAAAUGAAAUAUAAAAUAUAAGCAAAUGAUCAACGGUGACCCUCAAAAGCUCUUGAUGGUGAUGAAACGGGGCAAAAUAAAAUAUAAGAGCUUUACUGAAAGACACCAAGCAAUAUUUUGAAUCAAAGAAUGUAUUUAGAUAACAACUAAGGAAAUAUACAGACAAACUCCACAUUAACACAAACAGAUGUGGCUUCACAUAUAAGAACUGUUCUAUUUUUAGUCAGUCUGAUGUUGGUUUUAUGCAGUUUCUCAGUCUUUACAAAACUAAGAUAAUAUGGUGUUUUAUUAACAAAUUACAAUUAUAAAGAAAACAUUUAGGUGUUAACAAACAAGAAUUUACUAACAAAACUGCUGAUGUCUUUCCAAAACGUGUGUGUGAAAGCCGAGUAGAUUUGCAGUCAUGUGACGUCAUCGGCAGUUGAAGGACCCCGAGCCGAUCCUGCACCGACACAGUCACUCUGAGUUUUUGAUGAAGGCUGAACAUGAAAAUAGUCUCCUACACCUAUCUCCUUUAUUAGCUUCUGACAGAAAGUAGACAGUGAAACUCUAGGAUUUGAAAAUCCUGACAGAUCUAUGUCACACUGCCACUUGGCAUUCAUCAUGCAUUCCUCUUAACUCACAACGGGGAAGGCUGUUGUUGGUUUAGCAUCCAGGAAACGUCAAAGAAUGUCUUGCUAGUAGAAGUUAACCAUUGGCAUUAGCAACUCCGCCACACAGCAGAACUCCUCCAGGCUUGUGUUAUUUGUGGAGAUAAAACAUUAGGGUGGUAGGGUUGUGUUGCUGUAAUCCAGCCUGAGGCGAAAUGUCCAAAUGUCAGGAAAUAAGAUUCAAAUCCUGCCAUUCUGAAGCUCUCCUCUGAUGUGGCAGUCUGCUAGAUCCUGAGACAAUCACAUCUGAGCUUUUCUUCCUCCGAGUACAACUUACAUGGCAUUAAUUCCCACUAGAGAGUAGACCACUGCAAAUGUACUGAUUAAACGAGUGUCCCACACAUUUAAGAGCCAUUGUGGCUCCAGAGAUGCAGACCCCUGAUUUCGCCUAAGAUGUUGAACGUGUAAAUGCUUUUGUCUGAGCUUGAACAGAGGUGCUGAGGCAAACCUUUUCAUGUUGUCACUGAGGUAACUCGGAUAUGAAAGGACUUUUGGCAAAAUAUUUAUAUUUUGAAACGUAUUUAGAAGCUUUAAUGGAGUAACUGUAAGGAAAUUGCUGUUAUUAUGUUUUGUAAACUAAAGCUAAAAUUUAGAAAUAAUGAGAGGCAUGUUUGUAGUUUUGUUUUCUUACAAAUGUGCCUCUCUGACAGCAACUGACUGCAGCCUCGCCCCGUCUAAUGCCUGUGUAGAACCUCACCUGCGAACAGGUGAGGUGUGUCAGGUGUGAUGGAGCAGGGAGAGCUGGCUAGAGCCCUCGGGGACCAGGGUGGGAACUGGGAAACCCCUGGUCUGAUGUGUUGGUCUCAUUUCUGCGGAGUCAUGAAACUGUACUGCUCAGGUGGGCGGAGUCUAACAGAUUUCAUCCUAAAACCUCUUGUUCAUUAAUUGAAAUCAGGUUCAUCUGAAACUUUUGGGUGUAAAUUUGUCACUCAGGAGUUGAUCUUUGAUUUCCCAUCAGGUGAAGAUAAAUAGGACAGACUGAUGUUUUAGAGCAUUUUAGGACAUUUUUACUUUUGCAGCCACAGUUUUUCCUAAAUUAUUUGUUGAGAACACAUUAAUAUUCACACUUACCAGAUAAUAAAAUGUAUCAUUGAAACAGAUUUUAAUCGGUUUUAAAUUUUUCUGCUCAACAUCCCACAAGUCUUUGGCUUCAUGAGGAAGAAGAUGUUUUUUUUUAAUCAAAUUUGUAUUUUAAUUCCCGUAUCCUGCUGCAGCUUGUUGUUUUGUACAAAGUUUUUUAAUCUCAACUUUAGACUCACUAAUCCUUCAAAUAAAGGACAAAAUAUUCACAUCAUUACAUUUAAAAUGAAUCGCCGUUUGAUCAAGUUAACUCAUCCUUCUCUUUUCUUUUACCCACUUUUGUGUUUGAGCAUUUUCACACAGGAAAUCUAAAUCUGCUCCAGACAUUCCCCUGCUGUCACUCCUCAUUACACAUUAAUUUCAGGGAACAAAUCCUUUAAAAUCCCCAAAUAUUUCAGAUUCUAGUGUUUUUAUUUGAAUUAUUCCUGGGUUUUCCCCGAUCCCUGGUUGAUCUCAUGCAGAGGAAACAGAAGAUUGUGUUCAUGAAUCUGUGAUGAACUGUUUUCUGACUCUUUUAACCAAAAAUGUUUUGAUCAAUCUUCAGAACAGCUCCUUGCUGAUGCACAUUAAAAAGUUCAUGAAAAGCAGAAAUGUGCGUCAGGAUUAGGAAAGAAGAACCUAUCGGGUUGAAGACCUAAAUGUAAAUGUUACCUGCUCGUUUUUGCUCUGAACUUUUGAGUUUUUCGGAUUUGUUGACGUCAGAUUUAACGACUUUGUUCGGUUUCUGCGAUUUGUUGCACUUUUUACCUUCGGCACACGUUGGCAUACCUCAUCCUUCACUUGUUUCUGUGUCCACACAGACCUGAAUACCUCAGAUGUACAGUGCUGAUAUUUAAGUACAAAUGUGUAUUUUAUAUGUUCUGUUUGUGCUCGGAUGCGUCUCAGAUUUCCAGAAUGGAGCUCGGAGCAGUUGUGUAAAAACCACAUGAUUGAAACUCAGGUUUAACUCGUUUAUGUUUGAAUAAAACGUCCUGACACGUGCGUGAUGGAAACAUUUGCUUUUCUGCUCGUCUACUCGCAUUUUUCAGCACAUAGGUACGGGAGCCUGAUUAGGACAAUGUUACUGAAUAUUUCAGUAGUGUCCUUCCUCUAAAACAUCUUACAAAAUAUUUCGAAGCAUUUUUGACGUUUAAAAAUACACGUGAACUAAAACCGUUUAUAACUUAUUUUUGUGUAAAUAAACAAAAUACAGAAGCAUCAGAAUAUGUGAAAGUAUAAUUAAAACAAAGCUCUUAAAAUGUCAUAUCAGGAACAUUUUAAUUUCAAAAUUAUAAAAUGUGAUUUUUAGAAAUUUUAUUUAACGAUCCUUCAGUUAUGUGGUUUUUACCAUUCAGAGCAGCUGUUGGGGAAACCUGUUUCUUUCCACCUGCAGACAGGUUGUAUGUGAGGUUCCCGCUUGUGAUCAUGUGACAUCUUUAACCAAUCACUGCUCCUCCUGUUGUUUACAAAGCCACGAUGGAGCAAAUUGUGCUGGGCUGAAAGUUGACAAAACAGGAUUAAAGAAAUUAAACUGUAGAGAGUUUUUAACAAAGUGCUUCAGACAUUCUGGAGGAAACCGUUUUAUUUUGAAAGAGCAAAACUAAAAACUGAUUACAGGUAAAGUUGAGAAAAAAACUUUAAAGGAUUUUAAUGAUGGCUCUCGGAGAAGCUGGUUUUAUUUUACAGAACAAGAGUGUUCCAGUAAAGUUAAUUUAAAAGCUGAUUUUAUGCUGAACAAAAACUGUACCUCACUGGAGAGAAACCAUCACAGGGUAUAUUUUAUCAUCGGUCCUAUGAAAGUAUACCAUUUGGCUUCCCAUAGCCUUUAAAAUGUUAAAGAAGUUGUGAACAUAAACUAAUUGUUGUGGUUAAGUGUUGAAUUGGUUUUGGUGUAAAACAUUUUAGAGGUGAAGUAUUUCCUGCCUGAUGCUGCGUUUUCCUCCACUUGUUUUAUGAAGGUCCCCAAUGUUGCAUGCUGUUUAUCGGCACAUCGCUAAACCCUGAUAUCAUGAUUUUACUUUGGUUUCUGAAAAUCAUGUUUCCAUUUAAAAAGAAGACGAUGUUACUGCUAAAUAUCUGUGAGCAGAGUUAACGCAAAGACUGAGGUGAGUUGUAAGAAUCCAGAAAGGUCUAGACCGCCUGAAAAAAUCUUAAGGUCCAGAUUCUGAAAGAGGAAACCAGAGUUGUUCCUCAAGGAGCUGUUCUGGUUCUCUUGUCUGUUGUAAAAAGUAAAAGGGAUGUUUUUGUUUCUAAAAGUUGCAUUUUUCAAUUGUAAAAGAAAAAAAAAAAUCUAUGGACUGUUUCUGCAGCCAAAUGUGAAUACGUUUUCAGUCUUAUUUUUUUUUACUUCACUUAUCUGUUUGUACUUCCUGUAUAAUAUUGAGAUGUGUUUGAGUUCAUCUCAGUGUUUGUUUGAAUUUGAUGCAAUACUUUUAUAACUUUGUGCCCUUUUUGUAAUUCAGCCCUCAAAUGAAAAUGGUUAAUCUGUGAGAUUACCAGUCACAAAGUGGUAAAGACUCGAGACCGUUCAGCCAUCAUCAGUUUGAUGCUUUGUACGCUGAUGAUAGACUGCUUUACUUUCUGCCUGCAUCUGACAUCGCCUGUCACCAUGAUGAUGUAACAAACUCUUAUGAGGGUGUGUUUUGUAAUGACCUGUUUUAGUCAUUGAGAUUGGGUACUUAAGUGUCAAUAACAAUAAAUGUUCACAGUGUA
Nothobranchius furzeri (turquoise killifish) is the source of this 8331-nucleotide messenger RNA. RefSeq lists its product as uncharacterized. The record is from RefSeq and is a predicted model, not a curated record. Gene Ontology annotation, biological process: regulation of transcription by RNA polymerase II. Gene Ontology annotation, molecular function: DNA-binding transcription factor activity, RNA polymerase II-specific; RNA polymerase II cis-regulatory region sequence-specific DNA binding. NCBI's taxonomy places the organism in Eukaryota, Metazoa, Chordata, Actinopteri, Cyprinodontiformes, Nothobranchiidae.